CGCUGCACCAAGCGAAGAGCUCCACGAAUUUAUUUAAUGCAAUGCAGACCGCUUUUAUAUCUUUGAUAUUAAAGUGAGAUAUAUUACGAUAACAUGUUGUUAUCAUAUCAUCUUUGCGGGGGAUCAACAAAAUGUCCGUCUCAACCUUUAAUCCUCUUGGGCGAUCCCGAAGUCUUCGAACUUCGACAGCGUCAAGCAACUUGAGGCUUCCUUCAAGCUCCAACUCACAACCACCCUCUGGCCCCUCAUACGUUGCUCUUUUCAUAACCAAUCUUCGACUUCUGGAUCUAGAUUUGCGAGAUGACUGGCCAGAUAUCACGGCGGUGACAUUCUCUACCAAGGAUGCGCAACAGAAUCAAAAGAAACGCAUACAGAGCGUAGAGUGGGCACUAUUUCAGCUAUUUGCAAUUUGGGAUCCCGAAGAGACUCGAAAUAAAUUACAACCAUUUUUCCCACCAUUCGAACCUCUCCAGUCCCUCAAUCUGCGCACCGCAUUGUUUCGAUGUCUCGAUCAGGCCAAGAAGAAUGGGGUCCUUGGACGAGAUACUGUACUGAGGAAAACCAUGCUGGACGAAUGCAAGGGCGAAAGGCUGGAGGAAGUCUUGGCGGUAUUCUCAAACGCUGUUCUGAAAAGGGUUGUUGAGGAAGACACCUCUGGACGAUACGAAGCUCUUGCUCAACAACUGGCACUGGAGAACUUUUCAUACACAGGAGAAAGGACAAUACUAUCCGCCUUGAUAUUAGCACACAAGAAAUCUUUGGGCAAGCACAUUGCUGAGAAGAACAAUUUAAGAGCCAAAUAUAGCGAGUUUUCUGGAACACUUGAGCUCAAUGAUCAACAAACCCUAAAGCGACGGGAAGAUCUCAACCAUGAGAUGGAUAAAGAAGAAGGCAAUACUGGAUUAUCCGAUAGAGAUCUAAGAUCGUUGCAAAAUACAUUUCGCAAGAAUUGGUCUGGUAGUAACGAGUGGCUGGAAACAAUUCUUUACGGAGAUAAUAGGCCCAGUAGAGAGGGACUGUUGGCCAAGCGUUUUGAUGAGCUUUGGGAUCAUAUUGAGAAUGGUACUGUUGCAGACAUAGAAGGAAAGAAUGAUACCGGGCUUGUUAAACGGCUAGAAGCACGAGUGCAAAAUCAAGAGAGCCGUUUGGCUAGAUGGCAAGAAUUUGGACGGACUUUGACUCGAAACGGUACCAAAUCACCCACCAAAAAGGUGCAGACAGUUCCUGUCGAGGAGAAGGGUAUCAAACUUGGCUUCAACGAUCACCAGACAUUGCAAAUCGGGAAGUAUUCUACAAAGGAUUUCAGUUCCGUGAACGCCCCCAUUCGAGAUGAAUAUGCUCGUUUAAUGGAAUGGACUCGCAAUGCGUUGAAUGAUGUAUCUAAGCAAAAAGUGUUUUCCAAAGAAAGCAUCAUCCAAGGUGGCUCGAUGAAAAGGUUCAGCCAGCCUUCUAUUGAUUCAACCAAAGAGUCAAUGUCACCAAGUAAUCAGGAUGGGGACAUAUCUCCGUCAACCAAAGUAUCUCCUGACCAUUCGCCUGUCUCUGUGGGGAUUCUUGAUGAGGCUGCCGAGGUUUCGACUUCUCGUAGUCCCGACAAUGAACCCAUCAUUACACCGCGUUCGAGGAUAUCCCACAGACCAAUUCCCAUUGGGUCUUCAUCAAUCAUUAGGCCUAGACAGGCAUCGGACGAUCUCGGUGUCGCUAGCGAGAAACCAUUUGAGGCCACAACUGUAAAACCGGCCAUCAAAGAUGACUAUAUAUCUGCCACUCCAAGCGCUAUGAAAUCAUCCCGUCGCCCCGUAUCCUUUGACAAGGACCCAGAACGUGAAGUAGAAAGGACCUCAUCUGAGACACCCGUAUCAAUCACAAGGAGACAUACAAUGAUAUCACAGUCAACUCUAUCUCCUUCCAAAUCGAUUCAAGCCUCUGAAAACCCUCUUGGGCCUGUUCCGGAGCUCAGCCAAGCAGAGCAGAUUUUAAAUUCCAUGUCAGCUGCAUCACCGUCGCCGCAAAAGUUGAAACGCUCGUUGUCUUUAGCAGAACGUACCCGUCUUACCAUGGCUCGUUCGAACCCACGAUACUCGAAAUCCAAUCUCAACGAUGAUUUUGACGAUUUGCCAGAUAUGGAUCGCCUCACUCUAAAUCCCAAGUCUAGAGCUACACCUGUUAAGUCUUCUGUAACGGAAGAAGAAAAACAUGCGGACUUGAUAGAGCGUACACGGCAGUCUAUGGCAGGCUUUGAGGCAGCCCAAAAGAAGGCACAGUUAGAGCGAAGGCAAAGUAUCAAAGACGAAAAGAGGAAACAGCGACAAUCGCAUUUUCCAAGGGUUGUUCAAGAGGAAGAAGAUUCAUUAUCUCCAGCCACGCCAGCAAUUGAUCGAGAGGUAUUGAUGGAUGGAAAUGAUGUCGAUUACGCCAGUGUUUUCAUGAGUAGACCGAGAAUUGCUGUUAGUCCGACUCCAGCGAAGAAUAGGAUGAUAUCAUCUAUGAUGGAAAGUGAGGAUGAUGAAUUGGAGGAUAUGGAUGAGGUUAUGGAGAUGGGUGUGGAUGCGGAUUACAAAAAUGCUUUUAUGAGUAGACCAAGGAUCGCUUUGAGCCCGACGCCUGCUAGGAAUAGGAGAAUUAUGGGUAAUGAUGUGCAAGAGGAAGGAGAAGCAGAAGCUGUAAACAUGUGGCAUGAUCUUUGAGCAACAUUGAGCAGCCACAAUGUUUAUGACGAAAUCAACGAGUGGUGUUUUUGUAUCACAACGGCUUAUGAUUAAUGAGAAAUGAAAUUCGUUAUGAACGCCACACCUUCCUAUCUUGCUCAAUUGAGAUUCUAGUAGGGCUCAAUAAAUACUAACAAUCUGCCACUGUUAAACUUAUGCCCGUCUGAGUUUAUUAGGAUCGACCCAAGUUGAUUGUUACGGCGAUUGAUUUGAGAGGGGCGAAGAAUGAUUUACACACCAAGAGAGCGAAAUAAGUAGAACAUUUCAACUGACACAUAUAUGUUUUGAGCCACCAAAUAGUGGUGAAUUCAUUCUUCACCUUCCACUUGAUAUCUGCAAAGACAUAGUCUUCAAUUCCCUCGGUCAGUAUAUGCAAGCUGUCCGCUGGCUCAUUUCGCAACGUAGCAGGAUUAUUCACCACCCCCGACAACAUGACGACGCUUCUCACAUGGUGGCUAUCAAUGUGUAUUUUCUACUUACCUAUUGGCGUGCAGAAAUUUCUUGUCGCUGUUCGUCAUUCUACAACUUGUCUCAUAGAGGCGGUAGUUGUGAUAAGACUGAUGGGAAGGCUUUAUCCUUACGUGGCAGUCAUGGUAGUCAUGGUUUUAAUAUCGUGUAAUUGGCGGUCCCAAUAUAAUUGAUUUUUGUUGGCUGGCUUCGACUUCAAACCUUGUAUAUCAUUUACUGAGUCUCAAGUGUCCGAGUACCCGAUUUCUCAAAAUUCCAUCGUCACAAAUUAUUUUCCUCAACUUUUUCCUCUUGAUGCUGCUCGCGGCUUCAACAUUUAUGCGGAUAUGUUUACGGGGUUAACCAAGCAGAGCGCGCCAUAACUCUCGAAAUACCAGAGGAAAUUUAACCUAAGUGUGAGCAUAUCGCAAGAGCAAGCAGUGUUUCGGCUGUAGGUAUUGACGAUUUGGAGCUUCCGACUAGGUCUCGAAUUUGAGGUGUUACUGAUACAAACUAUACAAUUUAAGAGAUCUCAAAAAUACAUUCUAGAUAUCUCAAGAAUACGAU
Botrytis byssoidea is the source of this 3722-nucleotide messenger RNA. RefSeq lists its product as uncharacterized. The transcript is spliced from 2 exons. The record is from RefSeq and is a predicted model, not a curated record. Bases 132 to 2687 code for a protein of 851 amino acids. Lineage: Eukaryota; Fungi; Ascomycota; Leotiomycetes; Helotiales; Sclerotiniaceae.